Molecule: messenger RNA, 237 nt
Organism: Echinostoma caproni
Lineage: Eukaryota; Metazoa; Platyhelminthes; Trematoda; Plagiorchiida; Echinostomatidae
Source: the annotation of a GenBank genome assembly
AUGCUCUACGUUACUCUUGCGUACGACUGGUUCCUGUUCGGUCACAAAUUGCGCACACGGAUGGAAAUGGGCGAAGAAAUACUGCGCUUCGCUUUCAGUUAUUUGGCUGAAGUAGCCGGCGACACCUCGUUGUCAGUUAGCGCGAAGAGACCAAGAAGAAUGUCCGCAAGAAUCGGUCCUGGUGGACUGUCCAUGGCUAUCCCAUCCAUCUGUCGCUAUCCUUGUUUGAUUACAUGA